Symbiodinium pilosum is the source of this 1707-nucleotide messenger RNA. Lineage: Eukaryota; Dinophyceae; Suessiales; Symbiodiniaceae. The record is from the annotation of a GenBank genome assembly.
AUGAAGCCAAAGAUUCGGAUUGCGGAGCUUACGCGGCUACAGGAGGAGAAUACGGAGCUGCGACGGCGAGUCGAGGCUGGUGCUUCGGAAGAGCAGUGGGAAGCUUGGCUGCGAGAUGCGGCUGACAAGAUUCAGGGAUGCUGGCUAGAACGCUGGUGGAAGCAGCGGCUUCUCUUUCUCAAGGGCCAGAUCCUGCAGGAGGAAUGGGGCAUCCGCUCCGCAACGCAAGUUUUGCUGAAACAACAAGCGGCCCUGCGGGCUUUGCAGAGGAUUCUGUCGCCGAAGGCAAUGACUUCAUGGCUGCCAGCCGCGAUGCUGUGGCCCGUGCGCACCGCAGCAAUGCUGCCCGGAAAGCGUUGGAUUGGCGAGAAGGUUCCAUCCAAGCGGAUGAACAUGUUCGAGCCCUACCUCACAACAAUCUUAUGGUUUGAGAAAGCUCCAGAUCUUACGGCCAUCGCAGAUGCCUUUGAGAAGCAUUUGUGGCCGUGCCAUCGCUUCAACUCCUGCAUUGAUGGCAGGCAGUGGGUCAGAAGGCAUGAGCAGAUGGACAGAGGCUUUCACUUUGUUGAAGAACACUGUGAGACCGAGUCCGCGGUCGAGGAGUUUGCCAUGCGGACCCAGCUGCAGGCACUUCCGGCUGACCAUCCCAGGUGGAGGAUAAUCCGUGUGACCACUCCUCCUGGUCAGCCAUCAGCCAUUGUCAUACACGCCCAUCAUGCCCUUGGAGACGGUUUGGGAAUGUUGUUUGCAAUGUCACCGAUGCUGGGUGUGGAAGGCGGGAACCCGCUUUCAACAGUGCCCUUGCCCAACGCUAUCCUUCCGCCGUUUGCACGGAAGCGUGGGCAGACGGGUGGCGAGACGCGCAGAACCCGCUGCAACCUCGGCGGCUGCCUGUCCACCGCCUUCAAAAACAUCCGCUACUUCUUUCGCGGCUUCUUCGUCAUGAUGGUCACAGGUCACGACACGGAGCUAGGCAUCAAUGAGCAGCUCCAAAAGAGAAACCCUCUGCUUCCAUUCUCAGGGAAGCGGCAACUUACCAGGUUCCCGGUGGUGCCCUUGUCACUGAUCAAGAAAGCCAGGGAGAAUCACAACUGCACCUUGAAUGACAUCGUCAUGGCUGCCGUAACCGGAGCAUUUCGGAAAUACUGCUUGGAAGUCUGCAACGAGGAAAGGCUGCAAAGAGGAGACCAGGUAGAGUUUAAAUCGAUGGUAAUGAUUGCGCUACCCCGGGAGUGCAGUGCUUCCGAGCCCAGCAUAGCCUUGCGCAAUAAGAUGCUUUUCACCAGCGUGGAGUUGCCCUUGUCAGAGCCCUCCCAAGCUGCUCGUGUGCGCAAAACCGUAGAAGGCCUCAACGGCCUGAAGUCCGCUGCGUACAUGUCGGGUGUGAAGCUGUUUUCAGACUUCGUGGCAAACAUUGCGCCCAGGGCCUUUCUGAACAAGGCAGCGGGAGAGACUUGGUCAAAGCACACGGUGCUCGUCACAAACGUUCCUUGCACGUCUGUCCCACUGACAUUCCCGGAGGAAAGUGGCGAAGUGUUGCGAGGCAUAUCCGUCGUCAUCGCCAACGUCAUGUCCCAGGUGUCCGUCGUUUCCUACAACGGCAACCUCUACGCGACGCUUGUUGCAGAUCCAGACUUGAUUCGCGAGGCAAAGAAACUUGGCGAAUUGUGGAUGUCCGAGAUCAAGGAGCUGGCAGCGGAGCAGUAG